UUCGAUCGACUCAGAAAAGUCCCCUGACGAGUUCGAGUGUCGACUGUUGGAUUUUCAAGCUGACUGUUUCCCAAAUUGUUGCAGAAGCCUUUUGUUACGAGUCACUCAAUCUCCGGACAUCUGUUACGAGUUAUGUGGAUCCUUUGAUCUGCUUUCUUGACCUCUGUUCCUUUAGUAACUUGCCCGGAUAGCUUUCUGCCUCACCAUUCAGGGAGCCAGCGCCCAUGGCUGAUAGAUAUCGCAGCAGAGAGCCGCGAGACCGUGAUUAUCGAGAUGGCUACUCGUCUCGCUCACAUACCAGUGGCCAUAGCACGUUUUCAUACGGUCAUAGACGUAGCCCCAGUCCUGGCCUGAGCCAUCAUUCACGACGGCAGUCACCACCUCAACCUCCUAGGAUGGCAGCCCCUCCUGCUUCAUCCAUCCAUACAAUGAUAGCCCAUUCCUGCACCAGUAUAUCUCUUGAUGAAAGAUUCACUGCAUUAAAGCGCACGCGCUCUGCAUCACCCAGCCCUCCGCCGCGAGAUUCUUUGUCCAGUGGAAGUGCUAAGAAUCGCCAGUACUUGGAUCAACUCGCUCAUCGCACCGACGUUCUGGACAAGAUUGAAGGUGAUUCUCGACGUCAACGCUCGCGAGACCGAGACAGGAGUCCAGUUGCGCCUCGCCAACAGCGGGCAAGUAAUGGCAAUCCGCACAGCGAGUCGCACAACAGUUCACGAAGUGAUCGACUUGAGGCGACCAAGCGCAUUGCGGCUUCACGCUCCCGGGGCAAUGUGCACAGCCGUCUCGGAAUCAACAGGACUGUUGGUGGCGGUGGAGCAGCAAUGGCCACAGCCCGGCCUGGCAACAGACCAAUUCCGAGAGAUGGGGGUGCUGCUGCUACUGGUGCAGUAAAUUAUAGUCAAUUUGUCAAGCAUCCCCGACCCCAGCAGCAGCAGCAGCAGCAUCAACAGCCGGCACAGCACCAGCAGGACCACUCUGGGCAGAAGCGAAACGCCGGUAAAAGUGUGGACGACCUGGAUGAUGAACUGGAUGCGUAUAUGAAGCAGCGUGCAUAACGUUACAAUUCACUCAUCUCUAGACUGCUGCGUUGACGUUUGUACCUACCUUGUGCAUCCAUGCUGUCCUAUUGCUUCUGCUUCCUGCGUGCAUCAGUAUCUGUCACGCCUUCUCUGCUUUACUAGUUCCGUUGAUUGUAGUUAAAGAGUGUACUGUGUCCCGUGUCUCGUCUCUCAUAAAAUCUUCUUUUGCCUUUUCUUUGUCUCCGCAAUCACACGGUUCACUGUGUUUAUGCGCUUUUUAGUCACCGGUGUCGGCUGUAUCUUCGGACAUCCCUCUUAUUAUUGGAAUAUCUACCAGCUUUCACUGGACUGUUGUAAUACACAACCCUUCUCGCGCUGCAGCCUUUCCUGGGAUUUGUUUGUUUUGUGUCUGCAGCUGUGCCACAAUUCUCUGUUCAUUUUUGUUGUGCUUGGCAUUUUCAUAUUUGAACUUCAAGUAUGCUAGCUUAGUUAAGCAGAUCAUCUUGUUGCAUUCUGCCAAAGGGUUUAUGUUAUGAAGCUUGA
Molecule: messenger RNA, 1562 nt
Organism: Sycon ciliatum
Lineage: Eukaryota; Metazoa; Porifera; Calcarea; Leucosolenida; Sycettidae
Product: serine/arginine repetitive matrix protein 1-like
Exons: 3
Coding region: 225-1055 (276 amino acids)
Source: RefSeq, a predicted model, not a curated record